UGAGGAGGAGGGAGUAUAGUUAAAAUUGUGAGCUCUUUGGGAUAUCCUUAUUUAUGAGUGUAAUAAUAGAACAAUUGCAGCGUAAAAUUGAAUAUUGAGAGCAGGCGAUGAGCAUGAAGAAGCACCUUCAUCUCUUCCUCUUCACAAUAGUCUUCUUCUCCAUGGCAGUGGUGAAUGAAGUUGGAGGCUCCUUGCAAUAUCCAGUAGUUGUAAGCACGUGGCCUUUUUUAGAAGCAGUUAGAGCUGCGUGGAAGGCCGUUGAGGGUGGUUUGUCUGCAGUAGAUGCAGUCGUGGAAGGUUGUUCUGCUUGUGAGAAACUAAGAUGUGAUGGUACAGUUGGGCCUGGUGGAAGUCCAGAUGAGAAUGGAGAAACUACAAUUGAUGCCAUGGUCAUGGAUGGGGAAACAAUGGAGGUGGGCGCUGUUGCUGCUAUGAGGUAUGUGCCAGAGGGCAUUAAAGCUGCGAAGUUAGUGCUGGAGUAUACUAAACAUACAAUGCUUGUUGGGGAUCAAGCCUCAGCUUUUGCCAUUUCAAUGGGCCUUCCAGGGCCUAUAAACCUAAGCUCAGUUGAGUCAAUAGAGAAGUGGACAAAAUGGAAAGAAAAUUAUUGCCAACCUAAUUUUCGAAAAAAUGUUAUCCCUAGGGAUAAUUGUGGUCCAUACCAUCCAAAUGGUCCUUCAACAAGAAGAUGCCUGAUGGUGAAUGAUUUCAUGCCUAAUGAAUUUGGAUCAGUUAAUGUAGGUUUACAUAGCCAUGAUACAAUAUCCAUGGCUGUCAUUGACCAACUUGGACGGAUUGCUGUUGGUACAUCAACUAAUGGAGCCACAUUCAAGAUUCCAGGAAGGGUUGGUGAUGGACCUAUAGCAGGGUCUUCAGCAUAUGCAGAUGCUGAAGUUGGUGCUUGUGGAGCAACUGGGGAUGGUGAUAUUAUGAUGCGCUUCCUUCCAUGUUAUCAGGCUGUGGAGAGUAUGAGAUUAGGAAUGGAACCCAAACUUGCUGCAAAAGAUGCUAUAUCGCGAAUUGCAAGGAAGUAUCCAAACUUCAUUGGGGCUCUAUUUGCAGUCAACAAAAGUGGAAAUCAUGCAGGUGCAUGCCAUGGUUGGACUUUUCAGUACUCUGUCAGAAACCCUGGGAUGAAUGACGUUGAGGUCUUUACCGUUCACCCCCAGUGAUCCCUUUAGAAUACCGUUUCUAUUUUAGUUCUUGCUCUUCCAUGAAGCCGCCAUUUGUAUUCUCUUGUGGAUAUUGUAGAAGAGAUGAUAUUCUUCCAUGUUAUGGUUAUUUAAGGACUUACUAUCAAACCAUAAAAUGUCUAUUGGUACGAUAAAUUCAAAUCUGAAGUGCGUGUAAUGACAACCCAGUUAAGCUUCUAA
Molecule: messenger RNA, 1373 nt
Organism: Lycium barbarum (goji berry)
Lineage: Eukaryota; Viridiplantae; Streptophyta; Magnoliopsida; Solanales; Solanaceae
Product: probable isoaspartyl peptidase/L-asparaginase 3
Exons: 7
Coding region: 108-1172 (354 amino acids)
Biological process (GO): protein deglycosylation
Molecular function (GO): N4-(beta-N-acetylglucosaminyl)-L-asparaginase activity
Source: RefSeq, a predicted model, not a curated record